AUGGCAGAUGGCUCUGAGGCUGCAGCACGUGGUUAUGACAACAGCAUGCGCUCACCCACCCCACCUGCUCCUGGGACUGUGCACCAUGGUGAGGCAGGAAUCAGGGAAGAGACCCGAGAGCUCCCAUUAUCUGACGCCAAUGCAGGACUGCUGCAGCAGGUGCAGCUGGAGGCAGCGGCCACGGGCCCUCGGAGAGGUGAGCGCUGGCGCCCCGCGGGUCCUGUGCUCGGAGACGGGACUCGAAGUAGGACCUACGGCGCGCCCGAGUCUCCCACCUCCUCCCCCGAGCGCGAGCCGGCGGGUGGAACGCCCCGCGGACUCUCACUGGGCACCCACCCGGCUGCGGGAGCGCGAGGCGCCGCUACUGUGGCCAUGGGCAGCUUCCAGCUGGAGGACUUCGCGGCGGGCUGGAUCGGAGGUGCAGCCAGCGUCAUUGUCGGUCACCCUCUGGACACGGUCAAGACUCGCCUGCAGGCCGGCGUCAACUACGGGGACACCAUCAGCUGCAUCCGCACGGUGUACAGGAGGGAGAGUGUCUUCGGCUUCUUCAAGGGCAUGUCCUUUCCCCUUGCCACCAUCGCGGUCUACAACUCUGCGGUGUUUGGGGUCUUCAGUAACACGCAGAGGUUCCUCAGCCAGCACCACUGCAGGGAGCCCGGGGCCAGCCCGUCCGGCACCCUGUCUGACCUUCUCCUGGCCAGCAUGGUGGCUGGCGUGGUCUCUGUGGGGCUGGGCACGCCCGUAGACCUCAUCAAGAUCCGGCUGCAGAUGCAAACACAGCCAUUUCAGGAAGCCAACCUUGGUUUGAGACCCAGGGCGAUGACUCUUGGGAAGCCACCAGUCUACCAGGGGCCUGUGGAUUGCAUUGCAACCAUCGUGCGGACCGAGGGCCUGGCAGGGAUGUACCGGGGUGUUGGCGCCAUGCUGCUGAGGGAUGUCCCGGGCUAUUGCCUCUACUUCAUCCCCUAUGUGUUCCUGAAUGACUGGAUCACACCCGAGGCCUGCACAGGCCCCAGCCUCUGUGCUGUGUGGCUGGCAGGCGGCAUGGCAGGAGCAAUUUCUUGGGGGACAGCGACUCCUAUGGAUGUCGUGAAAAGUCGACUCCAAGCUGAUGGGGUUUAUUUAAACAAAUACAAAGGUGUCCUGGAUUGUAUCUCCCAGAGUUACCAGAAGGAAGGUCUUAAAGUGUUUUUCAGAGGCAUCACUGUGAACGCUGUGCGCGGCUUCCCCAUGAGCGCCGCCAUGUUCCUCGGGUAUGAGUUCUCGCUGCAGGCAAUCCGCGGGGACCACGCCGUGACUAGCCCCUGA
This is a messenger RNA of Puma concolor (puma), 1308 nucleotides long. RefSeq names its product solute carrier family 25 member 48 (gene SLC25A48). Gene Ontology annotation, molecular function: transmembrane transporter activity. Gene Ontology annotation, biological process: transmembrane transport. The record is from RefSeq and is a predicted model, not a curated record. Lineage: Eukaryota; Metazoa; Chordata; Mammalia; Carnivora; Felidae. Gene Ontology annotation, cellular component: mitochondrion.